AUGGAGACGGUGCCUUUGAUUCGUGCCUUGGUUUUGGUGGCUUGUUUGUUGUUUCCAGCAUCAGUGGAAUGCAUGGUUCGACAUUACAAGUUCAAUGUGGUGCAAAAGAAAACCUCAAGAUUAUGUUCAAGCAAGCCCAUUGUCACAGUCAAUGGAAGGUACCCUGGGCCCACCAUAUAUGCUAGGGAAGAUGACACAGUGCUGAUCAAGGUGGUCAACCACGUCAAAUACAACGUUAGCAUCCAUUGGCAUGGAAUCCGACAACUGCGGACGGGUUGGGCUGAUGGGCCGGCGUACAUAACCCAAUGUCCAAUUCAACCGGGUCAAAACUAUGUGUACAACUUCACCAUCACUGGGCAAAGGGGCACACUUUGGUGGCAUGCACACAUCCUGUGGCUCAGGGCCACAGUCCAUGGCGCCUUGGUCAUCUUACCCAAGCUUGGGGUCCCAUACCCAUUCCCUGCACCCCAAAAAGAAGUCGUUGUAAUCUUAGGUGAAUGGUGGAAAUCAGAUGUGGAAUCUGUUAUUAAUCAGGCUUUGAAAUCUGGCUCAGCCCCGAAUGUCUCUGAUGCUCACACAAUUAAUGGCCAUCCGGGCCCGCUCUCUACCUGCUCCUCACAAGGAGGGUUUAAAUUACCAGUAAGACCUGGCAAGACAUACAUGCUAAGAAUCAUCAAUGCUGCGCUCAAUGAAGAGCUCUUCUUCAAGAUUGCCAACCACAAACUAACCGUGGUUGAGGUUGAUGCUGUGUACACAAAACCCUUCAAAACUGACACCGUUCUGAUAGCCCCAGGGCAGACCACAAACGUUCUUCUAUCAACCAACCAUGGCACAGGCAAGUACUUGGUUGCAGCCUCACCUUUCAUGGACAAUCCAACCAUCCUUGUAGACAACAAAACUGCCACUGCUACUUUGCACUAUAUGGGCACCCUCGAAAGCACUAGGACCACCCUCACAGCCCCACCUCCUCAAAAUGCCACACUAGUUGCAACAAAGUUUACAAAUUCCCUCAGAAGCCUGAAUUCAGUCAAGUUUCCUGCUAGGGUUCCAUUGAAAAUUGACCACUCUCUUUUGUUCACUGUUGGCCUUGGCCUUCACACUUGUGCUUCAUGUGCCAAUGGCAACAGAGUGGUGGCAGAUAUCAAUAAUGUCACAUUUGUGAUGCCCAAAAUCUCACUUCUUCAAGCACAUUUCUUCAACAUAAGUGGAGUUUUUACCGAUGAUUUUCCCGGAAACCCUCUGAAUCCUUAUAAUUAUACGGGUCCACAGCCGACGAAUAUGCAGACCAUGAAGGGGACUAGGCUUUAUAGACUUGCUUAUAACUCUACAGUGCAGCUUGUGUUGCAAGACACUGGGAUGAUUGCCCCUGAAAACCAUCCAGUUCAUCUUCAUGGGUUUAAUUUCUUUGAGGUUGGGAGGGGAUUGGGGAAUUUCAACCCAAAGAAGGAUCCAAAAAGAUUUAAUCUUAUUGACCCUGUUGAGAGGAACACAAUAGGAGUGCCAUCUGGUGGAUGGACUGCUAUUAGAUUCAGGGCUGAUAAUCCAGGAGUUUGGUUUAUGCAUUGCCAUCUUGAAGUGCACACAACAUGGGGGCUUAAGAUGGCAUUUGUGGUGGACAAUGGCAAAGGCCCAAAUGAAUCUGUUCUACCACCUCCAAGCGACCUUCCCAAGUGGUUUAGGGUCAGUUAUGAGCCUGAGAAGAUUAUUGUUGCUGCUGUAAGGGAGUGGUAUACGAUUAGCCAGGUUGGGGAUACAAAGGCUCAUAAAAUUCCUCUUUUUCUAGCUUGGGAACCUUUUGAGCUGGGACAGUUUAAGCUUAAUGUGGACGGGUCUAGCAGGUGUGCUUCAGGCUCUAUUGGUGUCGAAAAAGUGAUUCGUAAUUCCUUAGGGGAUUGGGUCUGUGGUUUUGCUGUGAACCUUGGUAAGGGCCAUAUCUACAAGGAAAGGAAUGCUGUGGCGGAUUGUUUGGCUAAGUGGAGCCAUAAUCUUGAUCUUGGGCUGUGUGUGCUUGAUGUUGCUUCAAACUGGCUUGAUUCUUUAUUAGUUGAUGACUUAUUAGGAGUUCCUAGAACUCGUUGGCCAGAUAACGGCUUCGAAAGGAAGGCGAUUAGGUGCCCUUCCUGGGAGAGAACGGCUCCGAGCCCCCUUUGUGAGGCAUCACACUCGACUGUAAAUGGCCUAGAGAAAUCCGAUAAAGAGAGUACUAGAGUGGAAGACAGGGUUGCCUUUAGUGCUUCAAAGGCCGUGAAGGCAACAUGA
Prunus armeniaca (apricot) is the source of this 2259-nucleotide messenger RNA. Lineage: Eukaryota; Viridiplantae; Streptophyta; Magnoliopsida; Rosales; Rosaceae. The record is from the annotation of a GenBank genome assembly.